Messenger RNA from Amaranthus tricolor (Joseph's coat), 2213 nucleotides. Its product is annotated as protein DETOXIFICATION 52-like. Gene Ontology annotation, cellular component: membrane. The record is from RefSeq and is a predicted model, not a curated record. The coding region runs from base 193 to 1890 and encodes 565 amino acids. The transcript has a single exon. Gene Ontology annotation, biological process: xenobiotic detoxification by transmembrane export across the plasma membrane. Gene Ontology annotation, molecular function: xenobiotic transmembrane transporter activity; antiporter activity. NCBI's taxonomy places the organism in Eukaryota, Viridiplantae, Streptophyta, Magnoliopsida, Caryophyllales, Amaranthaceae.
CCAUCACAAUCAGAGUGACAAUCACAAUCACCAUCACCUUCAUCACAUCAACUCUCAGUUGACAAACACAAAAACAGAGUUUUCUCUCUCAGAUUAUAUUCCCUACUCUUAUUCCUACUCUUAUUUUCUCAUAAUCAAAACAUAUAUUUCAUUCAUCCAAACACAAAAUCAUAUUAUAACUAAAAUAAAAAUAUGUGUAAUCCAAAUAAUCCUAUAAUACCCACAAUUCCCAUACCUGAAAAACCCCCACAUUUUUCAUCAAACAUAUAUUUAGAUCUCUUAUCUAUUACAAAUCAUAAUACCCAUCAAAAAGAAAUUAACAUUAAAGAUAAAAAUACUAUUACUAAUAAUAAUAAUAAUAAUAAUAAUAAUAAUAUUAAUGGGUUUUUUCCUACCAUAUCAGAAAUUGUUAAAGAGAGUCAUUCACUAUUUUCUUUAGCAAUUCCUAUAUUAUUAACAAACCUUAUUCUUUACUCAAGGUCCAUGAUAUCCAUGGUUUUUUUAGGCCGGAUCGGUGACUCGGAAUUAGCCGCCGGUUCACUUGCCAUUGCCUUUGCUAAUAUUACCGGUUAUUCGGUUUUUUCGGGUUUAGCUCUUGGUAUGGAACCCUUAUGUUCCCAAGCAUUUGGGGCUUGUAGGCCUAAACUUUUAUCACUUACCCUUCAACGUUGUGUUAUUUUUUUGCUUCUUUGUUGUGUACCCUUAAUUUCUUUGUUUUGGUUUAAUAUGUCCUCCAUUUUAGGGUACCUUCAUCAAGACCCAAAUAUUGGUAAAUUGGGUCAUCUUUAUAUUACUUUUUGUCUCCCUGACCUUUUUACUUAUUCUUUUUUACAUCCUGUCAAGAUUUAUCUUCGUGCCCAAGGUAUUACUCGUCCUGUCACGUUAGCAUCUCUAAUUGGUGCUAUUCUUCAUGUGCCUAUUAUGUUUUUUCUUGUUUGUUAUUUAGACCUUGGGAUUGCCGGGGUUGCUGCUGCGACCUCGGCAUCCAACCUGCUAUCACUUAUUGUUUUAGUGAUGCAGGUUUGGGUAGGUGGACUCCACGUUUCAACGUGGACCCCACUUAGCCGCGAAUGUCUUACUGGGUGGUGGCCGCUAGUACGACUAGCGGCUCCUAGUUGUGUGUCAGUUUGUCUUGAGUGGUGGUGGUAUGAGAUUAUGAUUGUGCUUUGCGGGCUUUUGGCGGACCCACGGGCCUCUGUUGCGUCGAUGGGCGUGUUGAUUCAGACAACUGGGUUGAUCUAUAACUUCCCUGCCUCUCUUAGUAACGCUGUUUCGACUAGAGUUGGGAAUGAGCUCGGAGCGGGCCGUCCUCAACGGGCCAAGCUUUCGGGUGUACUUGGGAUUACUUGGGCUAUGGUAAUGGGGUUAUCUGCUAUGGUGUUUGCUUUAUGUACAAGAAAUAUUUGGGCCCGGAUGUUUACCCGGGACGCCGAGAUCCUGGCACUAACCGCAGCAGCAUUGCCAAUUUUAGGGCUUUGCGAGCUGGGAAACUGCCCACAAACGGUUGCGUGUGGUGUGGUGCGCGGGACUGCAAGGCCGGGGACAGCUGCAAAUGUUAACUUAGGCGCAUUUUAUAUGGUGGGGACACCUGUAGCGGUCGGGCUUGCUUUCUAUCUAGGAGUUGGUUUUUCCGGGCUUUGGAUUGGGCUUUUGUCGGCCCAGAUAUGCUGUGCUGGGUUGUUGUUGUAUGUAGUUGGGACCACGGAUUGGGAUUAUCAAACAAACCGGGCCCAAUUGCUGACUCAAUAUGGUGGGUCUGGGCCUUCAUCAGAAUCAACAGGGACCGUUGAUUCAUCUUUGCUCUUGCCUGAUGGAGAUGGUGAUGAUAAGGAAAAUAAUCAAAUUGAUGAUCAAAAAGAGCCAUUGAUUUCCAUCUUGGUGACUUCAUAAAAAAAUCGGUGAGGAAAAAAAUUUAAAAGAUGUAAUUUUAUUUAUUAAUAUUUUUUUCCAUAGAAAUUUUAUUUACCAAUUUUUUGGGUUGAACCCUUUUAGAUCGGUUAAAUAUUUAUUAGAUAUUUUAUUUUGUUUUUAAUUUUCCAACUAGUUGGAAGAGUUGGAUUUUUAGAAUUAAGUGUAAAGAAGAGAGGAAGACAAUUCGUUUUCUAUUUACCUUCUUUGCAUUUUUUUUUUCUCUUUUUCCAUGUUAGCGACUAUUAUAUUAUAAUUAGUGAAGAUUGUAAUUAAGAUGUUAAAUAUAGCUUGUAAUAUUACUA